This is a messenger RNA of Orycteropus afer afer, 1299 nucleotides long. RefSeq names its product membrane bound O-acyltransferase domain containing 4 (gene MBOAT4). The transcript is spliced from 3 exons. Gene Ontology annotation, biological process: peptidyl-serine octanoylation; lipid modification. Gene Ontology annotation, cellular component: endoplasmic reticulum membrane. Gene Ontology annotation, molecular function: serine O-acyltransferase activity. The coding region runs from base 1 to 1299 and encodes 432 amino acids. NCBI's taxonomy places the organism in Eukaryota, Metazoa, Chordata, Mammalia, Tubulidentata, Orycteropodidae. The record is from RefSeq and is a predicted model, not a curated record.
AUGGAUUGGCUUCAGCUCCAUCCUCUAUCACUUUAUCAAGGGGCUGCAUUCCCUUUUGCACUCCUGUUUAAUUAUCUCUGCUCCAUGGAUUCAUUUUCCAUUCAUGCCAGAUACCUCUUUCUCCUGACUGGAGGGCAUCUCCUGGCCUUGGCUGCCAUGGGUUCUUAUGCUGUGCUUGUCUUCAUCCCUGCUCUCUGUGCUGUGGUUCUGAUCUACACUCUCAGCCCACAGGAAGUCCAUAGGUGCACUUUCUUCUUUCAGAUGAGCUGGCAGACUCUGUGUCACCUGGGUCUGCACUACACAGAGUAUUAUCUUCAAGAAGCUCCUUCCAUGAGGUUCUGCAUCACUCUUUCUUCCCUCAUGCUCUUGACCCAGAGGGUCACAUCCCUCUCUCUGGACAUUUGUGAGAGGAAAGUGGAGGCAGUAUCAAGAGACAUCAGGAUCAAGAGCUCUCUGUCUCAGCAGCUUCACGAGGCAUUGCCCUAUUUCAGCUACUUGCUCUUUUUCCCUGCCCUCUUGGGAGGCCCUCUGUGUUCCUUCAAAAGGUUUCAGGCUCAUGUUCAAGGAUCCAGCUCUUUGCAUCCCAGGUACUCUUUCUGGUCUCUGACCUGGAGGGCUCUUCAGAUUCUGGGACUAGAGUGCCUGAAAGUGGCCCUGAGGAGGGUGGUCAGUGCAGGAGCAGGACUGAGGAACUGUCAGCAACUCGAGUGCAUCUAUGUCAUGUGGUCCACAGCCGGCCUUUUCAAACUCACCUACUACUCCCACUGGCUCCUGGAUGACUCCCUCCUCCAUGCAGCUGGCUUUGGGUCUGAGUUGGGUCAGAGCCCUGGUGAGGAAGGAUACAUCCCUGAUGCAGACAUUUGGACCCUGGAGACAACCCACAGGAUAUCCUUGUUUACCAGAAAGUGGAACCAAAGCACAGCUCGCUGGCUUAGACGGCUUAUAUUCCAACAUGGCAGGGCCUGGCCACUGUUGCAGACAUUUGCCUUCUCUGCCUGGUGGCAUGGCCUCCAUCCAGGACAGGUGUUUGGUUUCUUCUGCUGGGCCAUGAUGGUGGAAGCUGACUACCUGAUUCAUACUUUUGCCAAUCUGUUUAUCAGGACCUGGCCUGUGAGGCUGCUCUACAGAACUCUCACCUGGGCCCACACCCAGCUCAUCAUUGCCUAUAUCAUGGUGGCUGUGGAGGUACGGAGCCUCUCCUCUCUCUGGUUGCUGUGUAAUUCUUAUAAUAGUGUCUUUCCCAUGGUGUACUGUGUUUUGCUUUUUCUAUUAGCAAGAAGAAAGCACAAAUUCAACUGA